GUGUUUUCAGUCAGAUGCUGUGCACGAAUGUGUCCGUUCAAGUGAGAUGUCUGCUCUUUCUUCAGACAUGGAGGCUCAGAAUUCAAACCUAACCUGUGUCAUAUGCCUGGAUCGUUUCCGCAUCCCUGUCACCAUCCCCUGCGGUCACACCUUCUGUAAAAACUGCAUCACCAUUCACUGGGACACCAAGAGCAAGUCAGACAUUGGCCCUCAGUGCCCCAUCUGCAACGAGGAGUUCCCCACCAGGCCCAUUCUCAAGCGAAACGUGUCCCUAUCGGUCCUGACCGAGGCUGCCAACAGCACCAACCCCUCCUGCAGAGAGUCGCUCAUGAGGGGAAGUGAAGGGGCCAGAGCCAUGCUGCUGUGUGAUCGUCAUAAAAAGCCUCUGGUUUAUUACUGCAGGCAGGACAAAAUGUCUGUGUGCUGCGAAUGUGGUAUCUCAGAGUGUGUGAACCAUGAAAUGGUCAUGUUGGAGGCAGAAAGGGAAAAUCAAGAGCUGCUGCUGGAAAGGAAGAGUAAGGAGGUGGACAAACUCAUUGAAGAAACACAGAAAAGCAUAAAUGACUUGGCCGAGAAUAUCAAUCAAGCUAAGGUGACUCUUCAGCAGACUUCAACUUGGGUCAGUGUCAAAUUCUCCACCCUGAUGAAAAUCCUGGCUGACAAGCAGGAGGUGACAGAGCUCUUCAUUAAGGAGCAGCAGGAGGCUGCCAUCACGGAGGCGGAGGCACGACUAGCUGAACUAGAAGAGCGCUCCCAGAUACUCAGGGAGAGCCAGGGCCAAAUAGCAGCUCUACAUAACCUCUCUGAUACGGAGCUCAUCAGGGAAUCAUUGCACGUAGAAAUCCCCCGUUUCAAGGAUAUUCCCACAGAAGUAACGCCAAACCUGCAGGAUCGAUUAAACGGCGUCACAGAUGUCCUGUCCCGAGUCUCUAAGCUGGUGUCGGAGGACCUGGACAAAGCUGUGAGCACCGCCGUGGGUCACGACAAAGACGGUUCCCCUCAGGAUAAGAGGCCAAUACUGGCUGUUGUUCCCAGUCCAGCUGCUCCGUGCCACCCUGGUGGGAAGGAGGGCCUCAGCGCUUACCGAUGCUCUCUGACUUUUGACCCUCGCACGGCCAACGCACACCUGUGUCUGUCGCAGGAGAACCGGAGGGCGGAACACCUGACGUCCGGGCCACGCCCCGUCCCCGCCCAUGAAGCUCGCUUCGAUCACACCUGGCAGGUGCUCUGCUUUCAGGGCUUCACCCAUGGACAACACUACUGGGAGCUGGAGGUGUCCAAACCCUGGGCCUACCUCGGGGUGACCUACGAGACCAUCCCCAGGAAGGAGAAGGGCAAGAGGUGCAUGGUGGGUAUGAACGAACUGUCCUGGAGCCUGCAGCUGGACGAGCAUCAGCUCAGCGCCUGGCACAACGGCCGGAGGGAGACCCUGACCGGCCACUCGCAGCACAGCCGCAUCGGCAUGCUGCUGGACUACGAGGCGGGGACGCUCACCUACUACGGAGACGGGCAGAACAGGCUCCACGCCUUCCACUGUGCCUUCACCCAGGAGCUGUUUCCCGCCUGCUGGAUAGGAGAGGGCGUCAGCAUCACCCUCUGCUCCACAUGAGCAACUCACAAAGGAGGUGAAGACGGGAGCUGAGUUAUAGGAAGCACUACAGACCGUGGGCACAAGCUGACUCAACAUAGAGGACCCCCCUGCCCUAACCAUUUAGCAGCUUUUUAAAGUCUUUUAUUUCCUCUUUUACAACAGCUGCCUUCCUAUGUUGUUUUAAGCAGAAGAACCGCCUGUGAUGGGCUUUACUUCCCCCAAAACCUGCCCCUUGGCUUCGAUUUAUUCCUGACCACAGCUAAGGAAGUGGUAACUGCUCCUGAAGGGCCUUACCAUUUAAGUUCACACUGCUUCAUUCUGGUUUGUUUUCUCUUUAAAGUAUGUAGAAAUUAAUUUUCGAGAGAAGUCCGCUUUCCGACCAAUCUCAACUAGUCAUGUCAGAACUUUGUACUUUCACAACAAAAAAAAAUAGUUUUUAGUGUUGCUACUGCGAGACAAUGAGCACUUACUACAGGUGGUUGAGCUGACAGGCAAAUGACUCAUCAUGAACAACACUGACUCACAACGAUCGACACACAUGCUGGAUGAAGAGUUGCUAAUAUCUGAGUGACCGCUCAGAUACAGAAAACAAAAGUGUUCUUUUUUUUUCCCCCAGACUUACGUAAUGACACGUGUUUGAAUGAUGAAGUUACUGAGGAGCAGGUGAGUGCAUCAGUAACCGUGGAUCCAUCGUGUUGUGGUGCUAUGACUGAACAGACUCCUCCUGCAGUGUUUUAAGUGUAAUAGACAGAUGUUGGAGUGGCAAUCUAGGACUCAACCGUAACAGGCUGACAGGACACUGCAAACCUUUGUUGCUCAUACGGUACAUUUGUCAGAUUAACUGUGCCUGACUCCAGUAUACUUUAAAGAAGUAGAAUUCUUAAGAGAAGAUGGAUGGCUUUCUAAUAUUUGUAUGUUCAAUGGAAAGCCUCAUGUGUUGUUUUUACACUUAAGUUUUAGUAGCGAUGAAAGAAAGUGUUCUAGCUUCAUGCUUAUCAUAAAGAAGGAGUGGCAUCGAUCUAAUGAGCUUCUCAAGAUGUCUUGUACUUUCACAUUUUCUGCCAGAGCUGGUGCUCAAUCCUUCCCUUUAAAAAAAAAAAAAAUCAGUGUGGUUCCUUUAAUGUGUGGAUUGAAGCUCCACCUGUUCCACACAGUACAUGUCCACAUGUAGGAAGUCAAAGCAGCAAAGAUAAAGGGAAAUUUUUCUGUAUUACAAAAAGCCACAUCAGGCAAAUCCUCCUGGCCAUGCUUGAAUUUCAAAAUUGAACCUUUUAAGUCCAACUAUGUAGGCCUUGAGAAAUAAAAGCUAAAAAAAAAAAAAUGCUCAAGCAUGCCCAAACCUCUGUGCUUUUCAGAUUUUAGUAGCUUUCGUGCGUGUGCAGGACUCGGCCCACAGCCAGAUGUGAGCCAGUGGGUCAUGUGUCCAGGACAACAAGCUGCUGCUCCAGUUGGUGAGACUUUGUCCUGUUGAAUCCUCCCACCUGUUGCACUACAAGUGAUGUGGGUGAAACGAAAAUGUUGUGUUGCUGCUCACGACUACUGAGAAUACAGAACUGAAAUGGAGCAACAUUUUAUCAUCUUGGGAUCUUAUUAUGAAUGCACAAAUGGUCCUGACUACACGUCAGGCUAAACCUGUGAUGCUGACAGUGUUGUGCUGGAAUCUGCUGUACUGUCCAGAUGGUCUUAGCAGGUUUUUUUUGGUGCCAGUUUUUUUUUUUUUUUUUUUUGAAGAUCAUGAGCACUUACAAAUCAUAGUUGUGAACUUUGGUAUGCUGAGGUACUUGAGGCUCAGGACAUCAUGCAUCAGUUUUUGGGAAACUGCUGUGGAUUUGCACAAGUUGAAUUAAAGUGCAGACGAGGACUACUGACUGACUGAGAAAUGACAAGCACAUUUUCAGUCUUUUUGGCCUAAUGGCAUAAAAAAAAAAAGAAUCAUCACCCCUCCUGCUGACUCUGGAAUACAUUUGUCAAAUAUGGUAAUGCACUAUUCUGUGUUCAAAGUGGACAUUUAAUACCCGUCAAUGUGUGACAGCAAUACUCUGUAGAAAAAAAAAAAAAAAGACGGACAGUUCUGUUCCACAUGAAUCAUUUAAUAAAAUCCUAUCCAAUGCA
Molecule: messenger RNA, 3703 nt
Organism: Stegastes partitus (bicolor damselfish)
Lineage: Eukaryota; Metazoa; Chordata; Actinopteri; Pomacentridae
Product: tripartite motif-containing protein 65
Exons: 8
Coding region: 47-1609 (520 amino acids)
Molecular function (GO): protein binding; zinc ion binding
Source: RefSeq, a predicted model, not a curated record